Prosopis cineraria is the source of this 1267-nucleotide messenger RNA. Its product is annotated as B-box zinc finger protein 24. The coding region runs from base 312 to 1028 and encodes 238 amino acids. The transcript is spliced from 3 exons. Gene Ontology annotation, biological process: photomorphogenesis; regulation of DNA-templated transcription. The record is from RefSeq and is a predicted model, not a curated record. Lineage: Eukaryota; Viridiplantae; Streptophyta; Magnoliopsida; Fabales; Fabaceae. Gene Ontology annotation, molecular function: zinc ion binding. Gene Ontology annotation, cellular component: nucleus.
AUUGAUUGUGUUCGUGUUUCCCAUUUACCUCUCUUUUUUCCUCUCCGCUUCAAUCCCAAUCUCUCCUGAUCUAUCUAUCGCCAUUUUCGGCCUAACAUUUGGCUUUCACAGCUAGUGUCUGGUUAAAGCGUGUUUUUAGAUCAAGCGACUCAUACUAAUCCCGACACUUCCAAGUGGGUUUGUGUUUUGGGAAGUUUUGUCGGCACGAGUGCUUAUUGCCUCGUCUGCGAUUUCUGGAUAUAUUCGUCAUUCUCCAGUCCAACGAGAACGGAUCGUUUCAAGAGGAAAGGUGAAGACCAAGAUAUUAAGAGAUGAAAAUCCAGUGCGAUGUGUGUGAGAAAGCUCCAGCAACUGUGAUUUGUUGCGCCGAUGAGGCCGCUUUAUGUGCUAAAUGCGACAUUGAAGUUCAUGCUGCCAACAAGCUAGCCAGCAAGCACCAGAGGCUUCUCCUUCAGUGCCUGUCUACCAAGCUUCCCACAUGUGACAUCUGCCAAGACAAGCCGGCUUUUAUAUUUUGUGUUGAAGACAGAGCGCUGUUCUGUGAAGCUUGUGAUGAACCGAUUCAUUCAGCUGGCAGCCUUUCUGCAAACCACCAGCGCUUCCUUGCAACUGGUAUCCGGGUGGCUUUGAGCUCCAACUGCUCCAAGGACAAUGAAGAACGUCGCUUAGAGCCACCUAAUCGGAGUGCACAACAAGCUUCUGCAAAAAUCCCCCCUCAGCCUCAGCAAGUCCCAACCUUCGCAUCACCUUGGGCUGUGGAUGACUUGUUGGAAUUCACUGACUUCGAAUCUCCUGAAAAGGCAAAAUCACUCGAGUUUGGAGAGCUGGAAUGGUUAUCGGAGGUGGGUCUCUUCGGGGAACAAUUUCCUGGGGAGGCAUUGGCUGCUGCUGAAGUCCCUCAACUUCCAGUCACACAAAUUAGCAAUGUUGCCUCAUACAGACCCUCUAAGUCCCUCAUGUCUCUCAAGAAGCCGAGGAUUGAAUUUGAAGAUGAUGAUGAACACUUCACCGUGCCUGAUCUUGGUUGAAGCAAAAGUUAAGCCAUGCCCGUGCUCUUUUUACAUGACUCUCCAUGUUGUUUAGCUGUAUAUGUAUAGUCAUCUAAGCACCAAUAUUUUGGGAAUUUAAGUGCCUAUAACGCGAGCUGUGUGAAGUUCACAACACUUGUAAGGAGUUUCAGUUCUCCAGAUAGGGUUACUUGUAAUCGUGCUUAAAUUAUCGUCUGCUCACCCACCACGAACAUGUGGGGGGUAUUUUUUUUUCUAAA